AUGGACGCAUCACCAAUUGACGAGUUAUCAUCAAACAAGUUUAGCAUUCCAAUAUUGGAUUGUGAUGUCGCAUUGGACUCACCUUCAUUUUGGUUACCAGUAGUGACCAUAAUCACCGUCUUGUAUAUACUCAUUACUAAGAAAUUCUCCACCAAAUCCAAAUUCCAAAACAAUGAUGAUAACAUUAUCACCACCACCAGUGGUUCAUCAAUUUCUCGCGGCAAAUCGAAAUUUUAUGACUCAUUUGACCCAAACUACAAAAUCCACCCCGUUGAACCAACAUUCAAAUGGGAUUCAGUCGAUGCAUUGAAAUCGUACCCUUUUAAAAAUGCCGCUUAUAAAUUAACAAUGUCAAUUGCAUCAUUACAGCCACAGGAUUGGUUACUAAUUGAACCAACUUAUUUGAAUCGAUUAGAAAAUAAAUGGAAGAUUUUAAACAAUUGUCACCCGGAUUACCCCAAAGAUAAAGACACUAGAAAAUCGACAUUGUUUAUGACUGAUGAAGCAUACGAUGCUGUUGUUGAAUUCUACGAAAUGGUUGUCAACUACAUGUGUAAUAAGUACCCAAUGUAUUUUCAACGUGAUGAGCCACUGGGGAACUUUAACAAUUUAAUCACGAAUAGGUCGUAUCCUCUAAAAGGUUCAGGCAUUAGUGGUAUUCAAUUACAAGAAUACCUUGCUGAGAAUAUCGAAGAAGAUUUUAUUAUUUUACAACUCGAUCCAAAACAAGCUCAACUCAAUCCCGAAGACCCCACCCUGAAUGAGUACUUUUUCAAAGCGGGUAUUUUUGCAUUUGCAGCCGGGUUCAACCCCUUGGAUCGGUUUAAUAAACCAUUGACGUUUAUUCACGAACGUAUACCAGGCUACACGACAAAAUUGCGUCCAUCAAUGAAUAAAUUUUUCAAUCGAAUUCAACCGCAUCAAUUUGUAACUAGGUCCAAUUGGUCACUACAAACACAUCACAGGUUUUACGUUGAUGAUAGCAACAAGGGCCACAAUUUGCCAGCUGAUUAUAUUCAACAACCAUUGGCGUUUGAGGAGUUGGAUUUUGAAAAUCAAGUUCAUUAUCGUAGUGAACGCCAAGUAUUGACGAAAUUGCCCCAAUCAAAGGCAAUUGUAUUCACCAUUAGAACUUAUUUGUUACCGUUGGCUAAAGUGAAGUCGGAUGGAGUUGAAGUUAGAGAACGUUUGAUUGGUGCUAUAAAGGGUUUACCUGAAGAUAUUUCAAGAUACAAAAGAGCUGAAGAGUGGGGGCCACCAAUUAUAAAGUAUUUAGAAGCGAAAGAUUAA
Messenger RNA from Lodderomyces parapsilosis, 1290 nucleotides. RefSeq names its product Hrq2p (gene HRQ2). The coding region runs from base 1 to 1290 and encodes 429 amino acids. The record is from RefSeq and is a predicted model, not a curated record. The transcript has a single exon. NCBI's taxonomy places the organism in Eukaryota, Fungi, Ascomycota, Pichiomycetes, Serinales, Debaryomycetaceae.